GAAUGUUAGAAAGUGUUCGAUAUUUAAUUAUGUUUGUAUGAAUAUUGUUCACAAGAGUUAAUCAGAGAAAGAAAAAGCAACAUGGCCAACGCAGACGUCCCCUCACUAGAUCUGGGUUCACUCAGUCAAAGUUUACAGAAUAUAUAUGAUAUUGGAACAAUGGAUACUACUAUAGACAAUGAUUUAGGAUCAGGGUACGUCAUUCAGAUUGGCACUGAAGAUUUUAAAGGAAUCAAUAUUCGUAGGUCAGAUACACCAAACACAUAUCUGCCAGAAUUUACAAAUAAACCAGACAUUACGUUAAAAUGUGAACAGUGUGGAUAUUUUGUGGACAUUUCAACCCUUCUAGAACAUCGGAAAUAUCAUGCUAGUCUUGUUAUAAUGAAAUAUAAAUGCGAUUCACUGCCAGAAUCUUGGGAAGAGCUAUUCAAACGACGGAAUCAGCUGAUCAGAAAAAUCAAGCAGUCGACUUCAUGCGAUUUACCACCCGAUCCUCAUCAAAUACAAGUUAUUGAUGAAGCGUAUGAAUAUAUGAAAGCUCAUCUGGAGGACACAUUCCAUGCAUUCAGACACGUGGAAGAAAAUAUUGAUACCAGCGUAAAUGGAGUUGCCUUGAAUUGCAGCCCUUCGUGUGUUUAUGCAGUCGGAAUUGCAUCCAGUGCCAACAGGAAGUGGAAAAGUUCAAUGGAAGACACUAAGAUUUACCAGGAUUGUUUUGGAGACGACUCAGAAAAGUGCUAUUUGGGAAUUUUCGACGGACACAAUGGACAUACUGCAGCCGAGACUGCCUCAACUGAAUUUCAUAAAAUAUUGCUGAGUGAAAUGCGAAAAUUUGACCCUAAAACGAAAUCAUCCGAAUUACAAAAUAUUGAUGACAACCAAUCAGAAGCAGAAGUUGGUGAUAGUGCGGACUUGUAUGGCGAAAGUGUCAAUCUAGUUCAGCAAAUCAUCAAAAUAUGCGAGGAAAAAUAUCAACAAGUUUUCGGUGAAGCAACUGACGAUCCACCUAAGAAAUGUAAAGGCAGCUCAAAAUUUAAAACUAUAUUUUCUGAAAGGAUGUCUGAAGCUUACAAGAAGGCAUAUAGAUUAUUUGACAUUUUACUAUCGUAUGGAAAAGAUGAAAGGUCAAAGGUCAGAUGGAGUGGUUGUUCAGCUUUGAAUAUUGUCAUACAGAAUACACAAUCAGAUACAAAUAGUCAACAAAACAACCCUUCAGAACAAUCUUUAAAAGAAAUCGGCUUGAUCCAUUUGGCAAAUGCUGGUAAUGUGAACUGUUUGUUAAUACGGGGUAAUAGAUCUUAUAGACUCAAUAAACAACAUUCACCAGAUAAUAUCAAAGAAAGAAAGCGAGUUAUUAAAGCAGGUGGUAACAUCAACAUGGCUUCAUCUGACUGCCCCGUUAAUGGUGUUUUGUCGACAACGCGUGGACUUGGUAACCAUGGUGAUAUCAAGAUGAAGAAAUCGGUGAUAGUUGAACCAUAUACAACUUGUGUUUCCAUUGACCAAUAUGCCCAGUUUGUGGUCAUGGCAUCCAGUGGGGUCUGGGAAGUUUUUUCUGACGAGGAGGUUGCCUCCCUUUUACUGAAGCUUUUACCAUGCAACCAAAUUCCAAUACCAAGUCCGAUUUCAGACUCAAUCGCAUCCUUAUUGAAACACGAAGAUCCACUAGUACCAAAUGCCACAUCCACAAGCCGAGAUUCAUUAAGUGUACCUUCAAUUUCCACAAGAGCAGCACAAAACAAAAUGGAGUGGACGGACGUUAAACCGGACACACUGACAAUAGCCGCAGAUCUGAAUACUGAAAUUGGUAGUCACCGUGGUGACGACCAUGAUACUAUUCUCCAUGACAACGAGAUGAUGUCAGUUCCGGUCAACUGCGAUAUACCCGAUCAUAAACCCCAGACAGUGUCUGAUUUUAGAAGGGAAUUAGCCAAGUCCAUGGCAGAAUAUUUAGUCCAAGCUGCACUGUUAGCUGGUUCAAGAGACAAUAUUACUGUUAUGAUAACUUUACUUCCUGGUUCAGGUGUAUAAAAAUGGUU
Lottia gigantea (owl limpet) is the source of this 2039-nucleotide messenger RNA. RefSeq lists its product as hypothetical. Gene Ontology annotation, biological process: protein dephosphorylation. Bases 82 to 2031 code for a protein of 649 amino acids. Lineage: Eukaryota; Metazoa; Mollusca; Gastropoda; Lottiidae. The record is from RefSeq and is a predicted model, not a curated record. The transcript has 6 exons. Gene Ontology annotation, molecular function: protein serine/threonine phosphatase activity.